Molecule: messenger RNA, 696 nt
Organism: Mixia osmundae IAM 14324
Lineage: Eukaryota; Fungi; Basidiomycota; Mixiomycetes; Mixiales; Mixiaceae
Exons: 2
Coding region: 1-696 (231 amino acids)
Source: RefSeq, a predicted model, not a curated record
AUGACUCGACUGGAGAGGGCGACGGUCGUUGUCAAGCCACAGCUCAUGCAACGGUCUCGCACGCCGCCCAUACUCGACAGAUCUGCGCCCCUGGAGCAACAGCUCCCGCCAGAGCCAGAGAGGAUGACGCCCGAUCUUGCAAUGAGCGUGGCUGUCCUGCGCUACUUUCACAUCAACUAUGGCGGUCUAUCGGUCCAGUCGGCUGCGCCAAAGGGCAUCCAUCCUCGAACAUAUCAGCCCUUCUGGGCCAUCACGCUUGCAGAGUCAGAGGCCAGCAGAGUACUCGCAUCGUCAGAGCACAGGAUCCCUUUCAUAAGACGGAGGCCCGAUGCACGCUACUGGACAAGACUGCAAGACAUACGCGAUCCUCGACUGCUGACAAGCCAACCGCUCAGAUACGGCACGCGACUCGACAGAGAGGAGAAGAGGGAUCCUCCGCCUGAAUGGGACGAGCUGAGCGUGACUGUAGAGCGGUCAGUACAGCCGUUCCAGGCGAGUCGACAACCUCGCAACAUGCCCGGCAUCAGGAUCUUAAGCGAUCAUCAGUUCAGGCGGGCCGUGAAAGACGUCUUUGGCGGCUUCUACCAGCCUGGCAUGCUCAGGCAGAGCAUGGAAGACGAGCCAAGCUUGUUCGGGCGAGCGAUAGCCGGACACGAACGCAAGGACUUGGAGACUCAACUCAGCCGGAGACGAUAG